AAAAAGAAUGUGGCAUAUGAAAAGGAUUGAAUACCUGGAGGUAUUAGUUGCCGUACAUCUGUAAAAAUGGGAGUUAAUUUCUCAAAAUACAAAUUAGCUUAGUCAGCAAGCUUGGAGUUGUGCUAUGGAACUAGGAAUAAACAUUUUGUCCCUUUGUUGCCAGUGACAGAAAAUUGAUGGAUUAUGAUUUUCCCAAGUUGGAAAUACUUGUUUUUACCUAUCUAGGAUAUCCUUAUGACUACAUAAGGACUAACGCAUUUCAUAACUGCCUUGGUUCAGAAUGGGCAAUUGACUUGUCAACAACAGCAACAAAAAUGGUCGACUUUAUGAACUGAGACAGAGCCUUCCAAUGCACUUUGUACACCCUGGGAAUUACUGUGCUGUAUGGCCACCUCCCGAAGGCCAUGAUGAUUUUUAGAAUAAGGAUAUCAUCUUCCCGUUGAUAUCUUUGAAGAAUCAUAAGCUUAAUCAGAAAAAUGAAUGGAAGCAAGGAAUGUGACAGUGGGGACAAGGAUGGAGGGCUGCCAGCAGUACAAGUCCCAGUUGGUUGGCAACGGAGGGUGGAUCAAAAUGGAGUCCUUUAUAUUAGUCCUAGUGGGUCUUUAUUGUCCUGUUUGGAGCAGGUUAAAACAUACCUGUUGACUGAUGGAACAUGCAAGUGUGGUUUAGAAUGUCCUCUCAUCCUUCCUAAGGUAUUUAAUUUUGAUCCUGGAGUUGCUGUAACACAAAGAACAGCUGAAGAUGUCAAAGCAGAUGAAGAUGUCACUAAGCUAUGCAUCCAUAAACGGAAAAUUAUUGCUGUGGCUACACUUCAUAAAAGCAUGGAAGCACCACAUCCCUCAUUGGUUCUAACUAGUCCUGGAGGUGGAACAAGUGUCAUACCCAUAGUNNCUUCACGAGCGGCAACUCCAAGAUUAGUGAGGAAUAAAUCACAUGAAGGAAUAACGAAUUCUGUGAUGCCAGAAUGUAAAACUCCCUUCAAGUUGAUGAUGGGAGCCUCAAAUGCCAUGGGUAGGUUAUAUGUGCAAGAGAUGACUGCAAGCCAACAAGAACUUCAUUCUGUCUAUCCUAGACAGAGAUUGGGCAAUAAUGAACAUGGGCAGAAGUCGCCGUAUCGUGGCAGUCAUGGAGGAAUGCCCAGUCCAGCUUCAUCGGGAUCACAAAUAUAUGGAGAUGGUUCAAUCUCACCUAGGACAGAUCCACUUGGAAGUCCAGAUGUUUUCACAAGGAAUAAUUCCAAUUUUCAUGGAGCACCCAAUUCUAGCCCUGUUCACAUGAACAGGACCCCUCUCUCCCCACCCUCAGUUAUGUUACAUGGUUCUCCUGUGCAGUCAUCUUGCGCAAUGGCUGGAAGAACUAAUAUACCUCUUUCUCCAACUCUGACCACCAAAAGUCCAGCCAUGAAAAAACCCAUGUGUAAUUUUUCAGCUAAUAUGGAAAUGUCGCGAGCAGUGUUUCACCACAAACCACCUCAAGGCCCACCACCACUACCGCCGCUGCCACCACCACCACCACCUUCUUCAUGUAUACUUCAGAAAAAGCCAUUAACAUCAGAGAAGGAUCCACUUGGCAUUCUUGACCCCAUUCCCAGCAAGCCCAUAAAUCAAAAUCCUGUUAUAAUGAAUCCAAGUACUUACCAUUCAAAUGUCCACUCUCAGGUACCUGUGAUGAAUGUAAGCAUGCCUCCGGCUGUUGUUCCUUUACCAAGUAAUCUCCCUUUGCCAACUGUAAAACCUGGUCACACAAACCACGGAAGCCACAUGCAAAGAGUUCAGCACUCUGCUUCAACUUCUCUCUCGCCCUCACCAGUAACGUCACCAGUUCACAUGAUGGGAUCUGGAAUUGGAAGGAUUGAGGCUUCACCCCAAAGAUCACGCUCUUCUUCCACAUCCUCAGAUCAUGGAAAUUUCAUGAUGCCAGUAGGACCACAGUCAUCUUGUACUAAUAUUAAAGUCCCCCCUCGGUCACCAAGAUCAACAAUAGGAUCUCCUAGGCCAUCCAUGCCAUCAAGUCCUUCCAUGAAGAUAGAUGGAUUCCACCAAUAUAAGGACAUUCCUAACUCACUGAUUGCUGGAAUGAGUAAUGUUUUGAACCCUUUGGGCAAUGCAGCUUUUCCACCUACAUCUACCGGAAGUGGGUCCAUGAAGAGUCAACCUGGCUUGCUGGGAAUGCCUUUAAAUCAGAUCUUGAAUCAGCACAAUGCUGCCUCUUUUCCAGCUAGUAGUUUACUCUCAGCAGCAGCCAAAGCACAGCUAGCAAAUCAAAAUAAACUUGCUGGUAACAAUAACAAUAACAGCAGUAGCAAUUCUGGAAUAGUUGCCAGCAAUAGCAGCAAUGAUGGACAUAGCACUUUAAACCCCAUGUUUCCACCGACCGCCAAUGUGCUUCUACCAACGAACGAAGGGCAGAGUGGUCGAGCAGCACUACGAGAUAAACUUAUGUCUCAACAAAAAGAUCCUUUGAGGAAAAGGAAACCCCCAACCACUACAGUGUUGAGUUUGCUUAGGCAGUCUCAGUUGGACAGCUCAGUUGGCGUUACAAAAUCUGGGCCUGAUUCGAUAAGAAAGCAGAACCAGGCUUCGUUUCCCAUCACAUCAAUGUCUCAGUUACUUCAAUCCAUGAGCUGCCAAAACUCUCAUAUGAGCAGCAAUAGUAUUUCUAGUUGUGGGAGCUCAAAUACGGUUUUGCCUUGCUCUGCUAACCAACUACAUUUUACAGAUACUACGAUGACCUCGAGCACUCUUCCGAAUUCACUGGCCCAGGAUUUACCUUUGAGAGGGGAAAGCAUGCACUGCCUGAAUUCAAACACUAAUUUUGGCCAUUGCACUAGUCCUGGCCCAAAUAACCAUCUUGCAGGCUUAAUAAAUCAGAUGCAGCCUAUUGGAAACUGUGGGCUGCUCAAUCAGUCCGGGAUGACUUUAGGAAACUCGUUACAUCUGAAUCCAGCUCAGCCACGAAUCCAAGCACCUUCCACUAAAGUGAUACCAAACAGCAUUGUGAACAGCUGCAAUCAAACCAGUCCUGAAUCAGGAAGGACAGGUCUACCAUCAUCUACAGCUAUAGCUGGUACCUGUCAACCUGGCAUCACCAAGACAACAUCUGUACUUCAAGAUGGCGUCAUUGUCACAACCGCUGCUGGAACUCCACUACAUAGCCAACUCCCUCUUGGGAAUGACUUUCCUUUUGUUGGUCAUGAGCACACUCUGCAUUUCCCACAGAACAGCGCUUCAAGCAACAGUCUUCCGCACUCUUUGAAUCCUAACCUCUUUAGCUCGCUACCUAUCUCUUUGCCAGUGAAUCAGCAACACCUCCUAAACCAGAAUCUAUUAAAUAUACUUCAGCCUUCAACAGGAGAAGGUGAUAUGUCCUCGAUAAACACUACUCUUAAUAACCAUCAGCUCACUCAUCUGCAGUCAUUGUUCAACAACAAUCAGAUGUUUCCAUCAAAUCAGCAACAGCAGCUUCUCCAAGGCUAUCAGAAUCUCCAAGGCUUCCAAGGACAGCUUCCCAUUCCUGGACCUCCUAACAACCCAAAUCCUAUGGCUUGUCUGUUCCAGAAUUUUCAGGUGAGAAUGCAGGAAGAGACCGCUUUCCUGAACAAGAGAAUUAUCUCUCAAAUAGGGAUGCCACCAGUUCCUGAAAGUUCCAGUGCAGCAAUUCCUCCUUUUCAAGAUACUGUAUGCAAUUUACAACAAAGGACAGAACCAUCUAUAGGACAACAAGCAAAGGACAUCAGUCUAACUGCCCAGAGUGAUGGUUCAGUUGAUGCCAUCUACAAAGCAGUGGUAGAUGCUGCAGGCAAGGGGAUGCAAGUAGUCAUCACCACCGCGGUUAACAGUACAACACAAAUGAGCCCUAUUCCAGCUCUGAGUGCCAUGAGUGCCUUUACAGCCUCAAUUGGAGAUCCAUUAAACCUUUCCAGUGCUGUCAAUGCAGUAAUACACGGACGAAAUAUUGGCAUUUCUGAUCACGAAGACAGAGCGAGGAACCCCAGGGGGACACGGUUACUGAAGAAUUCGGAACACCUUAAAAAUUCCAGCGACGGGGAUGGCUUGGAAUAUUAUAAACCGACAGGUUGCAACACACCAAAAAAACAGUGGGAAGGGGAGCCGAGCCCUGGAGGGGAGAUGAACCGAUGGAAAUGCGAGGAGGUUUUAAAUCACUCGUCCCAUGUUCUCAGUAGUCCUUGCCGCGAAAGGCCCAACAAUGUUUCCACGUUGCCAUUAGUCCCAGGCAAGCAACAUCCAGUAUUAUUACCCCAGCGAAAUUGUCACGGCGACAAGAUGGUGGAGGAGAACUUCAGGUAUAGCAAUUAUAAAAGAACUAUGAUGAGUUUUAAAGAGAGACUAGAGAACACUGUGGAACGAUGUGCGCACAUCAACGGGAACCGGCCCCAGCAGAGCAGAGGGUUUGGAGAGUUGCUGAAUCCUGCUAAGCAAGACCUAGGCCUGGAAGAACAGUCUCCAAGUUCCUCCAAUAGUUUCGAAAGUUCUCUGAUUAAAGACUACAUCCAUUAUAAUGGAGACUUUAAUGCCAAAAGCAUUAAUGGGUGUGUGCCUAGUCCUUCAGAUGCUAAAAGCAUCAGUAGCGAAGAUGACCUGAGGAAUCCCGAUUCCCCAUCUUCAAACGAGUUGAUACAUUACAGACCAAGGACGUUUAAUGUUGGGGACUUGGUCUGGAGCCAAAUUAAAGGACUGUCGUCUUGGCCUGGUAAAUUAGUGAGAGAAGAUGACGUUCACAACUCAUGUCAACAAAGCACUGAGGAUGGGAAGGUGGAACCUGACAAGUUGAAAACACUAACAGAAGGUCUGGAAGCCUACAACCAUGUCCGAAAGAGGAAUAGAAAGUAA
Protobothrops mucrosquamatus (brown spotted pit viper) is the source of this 4850-nucleotide messenger RNA. It is a transcript of the gene MBD5, whose product is annotated as methyl-CpG binding domain protein 5. Gene Ontology annotation, cellular component: chromocenter; nucleus. NCBI's taxonomy places the organism in Eukaryota, Metazoa, Chordata, Lepidosauria, Squamata, Viperidae. The transcript has 9 exons. Gene Ontology annotation, molecular function: chromatin binding; DNA binding. The record is from RefSeq and is a predicted model, not a curated record. The coding region runs from base 477 to 4850 and encodes 1457 amino acids.